UUUUUUAUUUUUAUUUUUUAUUUUUUAUUUUUUUAUUUUUUUUUUUUAAAAAAAUUAUUGUUUAACAAAUGUCUCUUGAAUUAACUGAACUUGUUAAAAGACCUGGUGCUGGUAGAGCUGGUAAGCCAGUUCGUGUCAGAGCCAACUUUUUUGAAGUAACUGCAUUCCCUACUCAGAACAUUCAUCAUUAUGAUGUUACUUUUGACCCUGCUGGUAUGCCUGCUGUUUUGUAUCGUAAGAUUUGGAAAGCUUUUGAAGACACUAAUGGCCAAGGUAUUUUAAAUGGCAUUAAGGCCGUUUUUGAUGGUCGUAAGAAUGUUUUCUCUCCUAAGCCCCUUAACUUGGGUGAAGAGCAAGCUAAACAAUUUGAGAUUGAACUUGAACCCGGAAAUUCUAAACGCGCCAGCAAUAACAUCAAGCUUCGUAUUAAGAAAGCUGGUGAAGUUAAUAUGGAAGAACUUCGUCGUUUCUUGAUUGGUCAGUCUGCUUGUACUUCUAACUGUCUUACUGCUAUUAUGGUUCUUGAUGUUCUUAUUCGUCAUCUUCCUUCUAGCCUUCAUACUACCGUCGGUCGUUCCUUCUUUACUCCUGAGGGUAAGCGUCCCCUCCCUAAUGGUGCUGAGGUAUGGCAAGGUUACUAUCAAUCUGCUCGUCCCACUGUUGGCAAGAUGAUGAUUAAUAUUGAUGUUAGCGCUACUGCCUUCUAUGAAUCUGGUCCUUUACCUGAAGUUGUUGCCAAGAUUUUAGGUCGUCGUUCUCUCGAUGAACUUAGACGCGGCAUUCCUGAUCGUGAAUUAACUAAACUUGAAAAGAUUCUUAAAUCUCUUAGAAUCAUGGCUGUUCAUCGUGGUGAUAAAAAACUCAAGUAUAAGAUUACUAAACUUACUCCUUCUUCUGCUGAUAGAACUGCUUUUAAGGAUGAUGCUGGCAAUGAAAUCACUGUUGCUAAUUACUUUGCCAAGCAGUAUAACACUCGUCUUAACUUCCCCUUCUUGCCUUGUGUUGUUGUUAAGAAAGAUAUUUACUUGCCUAUGGAAGUCUGUGAAGUUAUCCCUGGUCAACGUCAUAUGAAGAAGCUUAAUGAAAAGCAAACAGCUGAAAUGAUCAAAUUUACUUGUCAAAAACCUAAUGUUCGUGCUAACAAGAUCAAGCAAGGUCUUAAUCUUUUGCAAUACAGAGAUAACCCAUACAUGCAACAAUUUGGUAUGGCUGUUAAGCCCGAUAUGGCCGUCAUUAAUGCUCGUGUUUUACCUACUCCCAAGAUUUCUUAUAAUGUUUCUUCUCAAGAACCAGAAUUUGCUCCUCAAGGUGGUGCCUGGAACUUGAAAGGUAAGAAGGUUGCUCAUGGUGCUACUCUUGGCUCUUGGUCUGUUGUUAACUUUGCUGGUAAUGUUCCCAUGCCUGCUAUUCAAAGAUUUAUUCGUGAAUUAUGUCAAACUUUUAUUGAUACUGGUUUGAAUGUCAUUAACCGUCAACCUCCUAUUUCUUCCGCUGACCCUCAAGGUAACAUUGAACGUACCUUGAAGGAAGCUUGGUUGAAGGCUGGUAAUGCUGCUAAGGCUAACCCUCAACUUAUCGUUUGUAUUUUGCCUAAUACUGGUGUUCCUUUGUAUGCUGAAAUUAAGAGAAUCUCUGAUACUAUCAUUGGUGUUCCUACUCAAUGUGUUCAAUCUAAGCAUAUUGCUGAUGCUAAGAAGCAAUACUGUGCUAACGUUUGUCUUAAGGUUAAUAUGAAGUUGGGUGGUAUGAACUUGUUCUUGACCCCUCCUUAUAUUCCCUUCAUUGCUCAACGCCCCACUAUUAUUAUUGGUGCUGAUGUCACCCAUCCUGCUCCUGGUGAUAUGAAUCGUCCUUCUAUUGCUGCUCUUUCUGCAUCUAUGGAUGCCCGUGCUUCAAGAUACUCUUCAUCUAUUCGUGUUCAAGCCAAUCGUACUGAAAUUAUUGCUGAUCUUGCUAACAUGAUCAAGGAGGUCCUUAAGAAUUUCUAUCAAUCCUGUGGUCAAAAGCCUGAACGUAUUCUUUUCUAUCGUGAUGGUGUUUCUGAAGGUCAAUUCAAGCAAGUUAUGGACUCUGAAGUUGCUGCCAUUCGUGCUGCUUGUGCUUCAUUAGAUAAGACCUACAAGCCCACUCUUACCUUUGUCGUUGUUCAAAAGCGUCAUCAUGCUCGUUUCUUCCCUAUUGAAAUGCGUGAUGCUGAUCGUACUGGCAACUGUAUGCCUGGUACCGUUGUCGAUACUGAUAUUGUACAUCCAUUUGAAUUCGACUUCUACCUUCAAUCUCAUGCUGGUCUUCAAGGUACUUCACGUCCUACUCACUACCAUGUCCUCUAUGAUGAGAACAAGUUCACUUCUGAUUCACUUCAAGAAUUGACUUAUAACCUCUGUUAUAUUUAUGGUCGUGCCACUCGUGCUGUCUCCAUUGUUCCUGCUGCUUAUUAUGCAGAUUUGAUUGCUGCUCGUGCUCGCUUCCAUCGUCGCGGUGAGAACUGGUCUGAUACUGAUGCUACAUCUGAAUCUCUUGAUUCUGAUGCUCAAAUGGCCAGCUUUGCUGUUGUUAAGCCCGAGCUUCAAAAGGUGAUGUAUUUCAUGUAAAAAGCUCUUCGUUUUUUUUUUCAAUUGUAAACGCUCAGCUAUAUUAUUACAUUGCUUUAAAAAAGAAAUUCAAUUAAUUAAUGGAAAUUAUAUCUAACAAUAUAUUAUUAUACAUAAAAUUUGUGUAUAACUUUAAAUAAUAAACACAUAUAAAACUUA
Cokeromyces recurvatus is the source of this 2750-nucleotide messenger RNA. RefSeq names its product Piwi domain-containing protein. The coding region runs from base 69 to 2591 and encodes 840 amino acids. The record is from RefSeq and is a predicted model, not a curated record. Gene Ontology annotation, molecular function: protein binding; RNA binding. The transcript is spliced from 4 exons. NCBI's taxonomy places the organism in Eukaryota, Fungi, Mucoromycota, Mucoromycetes, Mucorales, Mucoraceae.